This is a messenger RNA of Pseudovirgaria hyperparasitica, 1083 nucleotides long. RefSeq names its product phosphoglycerate mutase. The record is from RefSeq and is a predicted model, not a curated record. NCBI's taxonomy places the organism in Eukaryota, Fungi, Ascomycota, Dothideomycetes, Acrospermales, Acrospermaceae. The coding region runs from base 1 to 1083 and encodes 360 amino acids. The transcript has 3 exons. Gene Ontology annotation, molecular function: phosphatase activity. Gene Ontology annotation, cellular component: cytoplasm.
AUGGCUAUCAGAUCACUUAGCCUUGCGUUCUUCUUCGCCCUGACAGCCUUUCAAAGUAUGACAACAGAAGCUUCUCCGUCGCCUAUGCCACAUGGAGGCCACGAGAAGGACUCGUAUAUUGACUAUACGACCAUCUCAGGGUUCUUUCUGCAGGAUGAUCCAAAGACAGUCUCCAGCACAUUUGACUACUGGUUUUUUUGGUCUGACGAGUCCCAGACGAAGGUCAAUUUAGGCCUCAUCAACCGUACUUACGACACUGAUCAAGAGUGUGGAUCACAGAAGACUCAAUGGGAGCGAUUCGAGUACUAUGUCAAGUCAUUGAACAAGAAAGCCCCCAAUAACGUCGAGUAUAAAGUUCUGAUCAUGGGACGACACGGCGAAGGCUUUCACAAUGUCGCCGAGACUUACUACGGAACGCCGUCCUGGGAUUGUUACUGGGCCCAACAGGAUGGGAACGGCACGAGUACUUGGGCCGACGCCAGAUUGACGGAAAACGGUAUCAACCAAGCCAAUAUCGCUCAUGCGUUUUGGGUCAAUGCCCUGCAGAAUGCUGGCAUCCCAGCGCCAGACUCGUACUACUCGAGCCCACUGACUAGAUGCCUUGAGACGGCGCGUAUCACCUACGAAGGGUUGGACCUGCCUCACAACAAGAAGUUCAAGCCGGUGGUCAAAGAGAAAUUACGAGAGGCCAUCGGCAGACACACUUGUGACAGACGUAGCAGCAAGACCUACAUCGAGCAAACAUACCCCGGAUUCCACAUCGAGAAGGGCUUCUCCGAGGACGACAAGCUAUGGGAACCAGUUCUCCGUGAGACGGACUCCGCUCGGGCACAGCGUCUGAAGGAGGCAUUGGACGAUAUCUUCACGAAUGACGAUGGCACUUUCAUUGCGGUCUCGAGUCACUCUGGAGCCAUCGGGAGCAUCCUCAGAGUGAUUAGGCACAUUCCGUUUGGACUCGUGACUGGCGCCGUGAUUCCGGCUUUGGUGAAGGUCGAGAGGAUUGGCGGGACUGCUCCAACAACGACGAUUCUCGGGCCAACACCUGGCACCACUUGCACGGCCAAUCCUACGCGGACUGCAUGA